AUGCGAACAGUGGUCGGUGGUGGUCUCAUACCACCAUAUAAUCAAAACUUGGACAGCAAUUCAACGGAACAACGACCGCCAUCACAAUUUGGUCUUAGUUGGUAUUGGGAUAUCAAGAAGGAUGGUCGCCGAUACAUUGGCCAUAGUUUGAAAUGUGGAGCCAAGUGGGAAGAUCGCCCUACAGAAAGAAAAAUGAUUGAUACAUUAACACCUCGAAUCAUAUUGACGCAUUUAUACCGGAAGCUGUGUGAUAUUCAAUUGUGGAAAUACUAG
This is a messenger RNA of Rotaria sp. Silwood2, 273 nucleotides long. The record is from the annotation of a GenBank genome assembly. Lineage: Eukaryota; Metazoa; Rotifera; Eurotatoria; Philodinida; Philodinidae.